Molecule: messenger RNA, 590 nt
Organism: Helianthus annuus (common sunflower)
Lineage: Eukaryota; Viridiplantae; Streptophyta; Magnoliopsida; Asterales; Asteraceae
Product: alpha-ketoglutarate-dependent dioxygenase AlkB-like
Exons: 2
Coding region: 24-461 (145 amino acids)
Biological process (GO): oxidative RNA demethylation
Cellular component (GO): cytoplasm; nucleus
Molecular function (GO): broad specificity oxidative DNA demethylase activity; oxidative RNA demethylase activity; ferrous iron binding
Source: RefSeq, a predicted model, not a curated record
AGGGAGAAGAAUAUCGAAUACACAUGUGUUUUGGUUUAGGCUGGGAUCCGAAAACACCACCAGUUCCACAUCAACUUAUUUCAUUGGCUGCAAAAGCAGUUGAAGAUGCUCAAGCCCAUCUGGAUCAACUUCCUUCAAUGUCCCCAAAUACUUGUUUAGUCUGUUUCUAUCCAUUAUCCUGUGGUCGUAUUGGUCUUCAUCAGGAUCGCGAUGAGAGUGGAAGGGGAUCCCCUGUGGUUUCCAUCUUCAUUGGUGAGGCUGCAGAAUUUGUGUAUCGCCUUUGUGGAGACAACAAGUCACAAAGUGUUUUGAUGCAGUCUGGUGAUGUAUUGAUAUAUGGUGGUAGGUCCAGACAUAUUUAUCAUGGUGUGACACAGAUCAAACAAAACAUGCCUUUAUUGUUAUUACAAGAAACAGGGAUUAAAGCGGGUUGUCUAAACCUUACUUUAACGCAGUUUUGACCCUGCUCGUCUUUCAGGAGUGCUGUAUCCUCGGGGUCCUGUUCUGUAUUGUUGGAGUUUCAUAAUGUCAUAGUAUGAUAUUCCUAUGCCAUGUUUCGCAUGUUGGGUGGUGGUCACCUACGCCAUUCA